Molecule: messenger RNA, 1815 nt
Organism: Bufo gargarizans (Asiatic toad)
Lineage: Eukaryota; Metazoa; Chordata; Amphibia; Anura; Bufonidae
Gene: CEBPE
Product: CCAAT enhancer binding protein epsilon
Exons: 3
Coding region: 212-973 (253 amino acids)
Biological process (GO): regulation of transcription by RNA polymerase II; DNA-templated transcription; myeloid cell differentiation
Molecular function (GO): RNA polymerase II cis-regulatory region sequence-specific DNA binding; DNA-binding transcription factor activity, RNA polymerase II-specific
Source: RefSeq, a predicted model, not a curated record
GUCAGAAUCAGGUGUAAUAGUCAUCCCCAGAGACUGAGUCUGGUGUGUGGGACAGAAAACCUUUACUCCAAAGGGGAAAAUUGUGACAGUGAGAAGUGUGCGAAAGAGAGAGAUCAAUUAACACAGCUGCCUUUAGGUAUAUAUGUAGAGAAGACAUUUUCAGCAGAAGUGUUUUAGAGAACGUGGAUAGAAGAAGACUCCUUCAUACAGAAUGUCCCAAAGCAGCUACUAUGAGUGUGAAAAACGAGGUCAAGGUUCAGGCUAUCCUUCCCGUAUGGGACCAUCUCAAGCAGAGAUUGUAGGAGGCAAUCUCUGUGACCCUGAGACCUCUGUGGAUUUAUCCACAUACAUUGAGUCAGGAGAGGAUGUUUUGUGUGAUCUGUUUUCUAUGAAGCAAGAAAGACUUAAAACAUCAUAUCAAUAUCUGCCCUCCGAAGGGCUCUCGGCAGCUGCUCUGUAUGGAUACACGCAUGGCAUGGUACCAGAACGCAGAAUAGGAGGAUAUGAAUCCGGGGGAGUGAUUGUGAAGGAGGAGACACGAGGAUCACACAGGACCAUGUGCAAUACUCUACAAUACCAGGCCCCCCAAUGUACACAGACCGCAAUGCAUCUUCCUCCUCAGAUGGAGGGAGUACACCCUGCACUCCGCGUGUUAAAGGGUUCUCUCUCUGGGAUGAUGUCUGCCCCUCCAUUGAAAGAACAAAGCCAUAAGGGCAAGAAGUCACUGAGUAAAGACAGCCUUGAGUAUCGCAUGCGUCGUGAAAGAAAUAAUAUUGCUGUUCGCAAAAGCCGUGAUAAAGCCAAACGGAGGAACAUGGAAACUCAACAGCGGGCUCUAGAAUUCAUGGCAGAGAAUGAGAAGCUACGCAGCCGUAUCCAACAGCUGACUCAAGAGCUUGAUGCUUUGAGAGGGGUUUUCAGACAAAUCCCAGAAGCUGCUGCUUUGGCCAAGUCAUCUGGAGCAUGCAGCUGAAAAUGUACAGUAUAAGAAAAGAUUGUCCUACAGGAAUGGCUCAGAUUAUACUUCACUCAAAGAUUUAUGCGUGUGCAAGUGUUAGUCUGGGACUCAUGCCAUAUGACUAGCAACUUUCAUGACUUUUGGGGUCUCCAGGUGCCACCAUACUUAAUUCCCAAGUACAUAGUCUAUAGAUUCCUCUCUUGCAGUCAAUUGUACAUAUAUCUGACAAACAAAGGAUUAGAGGCCAAGAAAUAUGGAGAAUUGUCUGAUGUGAUGUCUAUAAAUAAAAGUAAACCCAUAUAUAUAGAAAGAUGCGUCUAAAUAUACAAAAGGAAGCAAACACAAGAAGAAGUGAAACACAUUAAUGACUUUCUGUGUCUAUGCUUCUCUCUCUCUACACUUACGUACAUCUUUGCUGGUUCUUAGCAUACCUUGCUCUUCCCUGAGGUAUAUUGUCCAUGCUUUAUCUCAUUAUACCUGCAUCCACCCUACUGUUAUCCCACCUUUUCACUCUGCUUGAUCCAUCUUUUUCCCCCCUGUCAUCUGCUCUCUCUUUCUUUCUCUUUCUCUCUUCAUGACCUCUCCCCAUCAUCUACUUUUCUCUGAAAGUCUGAGGGAAAUCUUCCUAUUACAACAUAUUGUUUGCACAAAGUUGGUGACCACAAAGUUAGUUCAUCAUCCUGUUAGAGGGAGUAGUGGGGGAAAUAUUAUCACGGUGGAGAGAGGCAGAAGAUACAGCGGGUGGGAGAAUAUGACUCAGAAUGUGAUAGUCUACAUCUAUCUUUAUAUGCAAUAUUUUCAUUCUGUAUGCAAACUUGUAAGGGCUCUUUCACACGAGCGGUUGCUGUGCGUGGAAU